UUUGCAUUGUCGAUCUCCCCUAAAACCCUUUCCCCAUUUCACAACCCUAAAAUAAAAUCAAAACCUCGUUUACAUUUACAAAGAAAUGGCGUAUCGAUGUCGCUCAAUAUCUAGACCAGCCUCCACACUCUUCAAAUCAAUGUCCAAUCCAUCUCCUAAACCCUCAUCAAUUCCAUCUCUCGCCCCUCGUUCUUCCCCAUUAUCAACCCCCAUCUCCCGGUCAUUUAGUCGAAUAGGUUGUGUGCAAUCAUUGUUGCCACUACACUCGGCGGUCUCAUCGGCUCGAUUAACUUCGUGUCUCGGGAUCGAUUCAAAGGGAUCAAGGUCUUUGUCACAGGGUAUGCUUUCCAGUGCAAACCCGGGCGUUUGACAUCUUUCCCCUCUCCCUCUCUCUGUUAUAGGUUUAAUCUCUAGAUGGGUCUCAGUGUGCCGCGAUAAGGGAGGGCCUCAUCUUAAAAAUACAAUUGGUGGCUUUUUGUUUAACAAGAGUGGUAGCUCGGUAAAGUCCUUUUUCAUAUAUAUGAAUAUGAAAGAUUUUAGCAUCAAUUUUGUAUAAUGGAAGCAUACCUUGCGAUACUUUAAUUCCUACUCAUUCACUUUUAGUUAUUGUCUGGAUUCAUCCCUAAAUAUUAUUGUUAUAUUUUCCUGCCA
Erigeron canadensis is the source of this 651-nucleotide messenger RNA. RefSeq names its product protein NONRESPONDING TO OXYLIPINS 2, mitochondrial. The record is from RefSeq and is a predicted model, not a curated record. The coding region runs from base 86 to 370 and encodes 94 amino acids. The transcript has 3 exons. NCBI's taxonomy places the organism in Eukaryota, Viridiplantae, Streptophyta, Magnoliopsida, Asterales, Asteraceae.